CGUGAGACAGCCCCGAGGACGCAGCCUUACUGCAGCCCUGCCUCCCAUUUUGUGCACCCGCGUGCGCCUGCACACCUUAAAGGGGCAGAGGGACGAGCGCGUUCCUAAGCAGUUGCGCAGACGGACACACACAGCGAAUAAAAGCACUGCUUUCGUGUGAGAAGUGAAUAUUUUUACGUGACUAUUUAUUUCCUUAGCAGAUUAAAUUAUUCCAAGGUGGCAGUGACUACAAAGACUAAAUUGUUAACCUAAAGAUAUUCACUCAGCAGCAAAUAAGACUAUAUCUACACACUGAUGUGAAACACAGCUAAACCCUCAGACUUUAUGGAGCAAAAUAUAAGGAGUCAUGAACAUACUUAAUGCUUAAAUGCAGGCUUAUAAAGUGUUAAGAAAGGUUUAUAUAUCAACUUUUACAUUGAUGUUAGGAAAAACAUUUAAACAUUUAAAUGGAAAAUACAUUUGAAUAAAGUCAUAUUUCUGUAAAUAAGCUAGAAGCACAAUAAUAUUCCCUGUUAAAAUGUGUUCUGCACUAUGAAUUUGUUUUCAGCUAUUGUUUUACCACACAAAUUUUUCCUUGCAUUUUUAAUUAAAAAAAAAAUCCCAUCUGCUUUUCAUCUGUGGACAUUUUGCAUCAUUUCAGACCUUUUUUCUUCAUGAUAUCACUACACAAAGCACAAGGCCUAUUUCUAAUGGGCCAGGUACCUUGUCAUGGUCAGUUUAUAUUAAGAAUACAGUAAUGAAUUCAUCACACGCUAUCAAGCAUAGCCAAUAGCUGGCAGGUAGCACUGGUUUUUAAUGCAUGCAGUGAAAAAAGAUCAAUCAAGUCAGCAGAUUGACACUCAAAAGACCUGCAACCACAGGCACUCGAAAAUCAACCAAGAUAAGCAUAAGCCAAUCAUGUCUAGAGUAUUGUAACUCUACAGGCAUUGGGAUCCUUAUUGCUCUUUGGUCAUCUCACUCAUAGCAUGACACUGGCAACUGUGAGAGAAGCUGCACUGAGAGUUUAUGGCGGCCUAGCUGUCAAACCAACACAUGAUCUGCAGAGGGAGACCACUCCUGCAGCUACAUUUCCUAUAUUUUUGACCGCUAGAGGCUUUGUGAGACAAACUGGGUGGGCAUCUAAAAAAUCUGAUUGGAUGUAACAGUGCCGCCUGGUUUUGCCUACAGGGAUCUCAUUGGACGUAAAAUCCUGCCCCCUCCACAUUUUCCGGUUGCACGCGCGUUUCAAAACAUCUGAACUCUAAUUGUAAGAUGGCUAGAGAUUAAAGAAGAAGAGUUAUGAGCCGACGCAGCACUUUUUCCGCUUUUCAGAUGAGCUGGUAGUUACCCAAACCGCUGUCCCAGUCUUAAGGGGCGGAGGGCUGCAGUGAGGUGCUGCUUUUCCUGGUACCGGAAUACACACAGGCAGUGUUCUGCAGGAAGCUGAUGUCACACACACAGCAGAAUUUCCCCCCAGACAGAGAGCUGGAGGAAGACCACGAGGAGGCCAUGAACGCUCACUGAGAGGCCAAAUGCGUGGCACUGCUUGCAUUAAUUUUAUAGUCAGCACAUUUGGUUUCUGUGAUCUUCUCCGUUCCAUUUACGACGGAAUCCUUUUUUCAAUUUUGUAAUAUAUGGACUUGUUUUUCAAUGGACUUCAAAUACUUUCUUAAGACCGUAGCUCUUUGGAAUUCACACGAGCAAGCAUACGCUUUUGCGGUGGAAUUCAGAGCCCAGCCUGCUCAGAACGGGUAGUUGCUAAGUAGCACAGUUCCAUUGGAUGCAUUGGAUUUUGGAGACCGACGAGUGUGCUGAUCUACGCGUGAGGGAUCCACGGAGCGAGCUGCUGUCCCCGCGCCAAGUGCUGAGGAGCGACUGCCUCGCGCUUCCAUAAAUGCACAGUCAAUCGCGGAGUCUCGACUCCGGGUAGCAAGAUGAGCUCGUGGGUUCUGCAGCUUGUAUUGCUUGCGGCGUGUCUGCGGUUUGGUUGUUUCGAGGGGGACCCUUUGCCUGCAGCUCUGGUAGAGAUGGUGAGAAACAGCCCCAUCACCUCCAUCCAAGACCUACAGCUGCUACUGCUCAGUGACUCCGUAGAGGAGGAUCCAGACAGUCAGCCAGCCGUGGGGCUUCAUUCCAACAACACCUUCAGUCGCUCGCCCAGGAGCCUUGAAGCAGAGCCGGCGCAGCAGGCCCUGUGCAAGGUGCGGACGGAGGUUCUGGAGGUGACCCGCACCAUGCUGGACCGCCGCAACGCCAACUUCAUGCUGUGGCCCCCCUGCGUGGAGGUGCAGCGCUGCUCCGGCUGCUGCAACGCCAGGACCCUGCAGUGCGUCCCCGUCAUCACGCAGACCCGCUACCUGCAGGUGAUGAAGAUUCAGUACGUCAGCAGGCGGCCGCACUACGACAAGGCCGUCAUAUCCGUGCAGGACCACGUGGAGUGCCGCUGCCAGAGCGCCCCCGUUCCCAAGGGCGCCAGGACCGCCCCGAAGAAGCUGCACCCCCGCAGACAGGGCCCCAAGGAGCCUCCGAGCAGGACCCGGUCCAAGGAGGAGCUGCACCGACGGGACGAGCUCAAGUGGAACCAGAACUUCCACCUGGACGAGCGGCAGCCCAGGUACCCCCCCGAGCACGCGCUCGCCCCGCGGGGGGACAACGCGCUCCCCGGCCGCGCCCGCGCGCUGGAGGCGCAGACCGGGCGCCCCCCCCUGCAGGUCCCCCUGGGCGCGCUCAACCUGACGGGGCAGUGGGAGGAGGAGGAGGAGGAGCGGGCCCUGCUGACGGGUUUGGGCCUGAGGAGGCCCCCCCAGGGCGCGGGGCAGUCGGGCCUGCGGGAGAACGGGCGCAACGCCACCGAGGAGUCGUGGGCGGACGGGAGGCGCCCGGCCUGGCUCAACGUGACGGAGAACGCCACGCAGGGGGGGCGGCGCGGGCCGGCGAGGGACCGCGCCGUCGCCGUGGAUACCUGGGACCCGGAGGCGCAGACACCGAGCGCUGCGUUGCAGUCGCUAACGGAGACGCGACCGCCCACAGGGGGCGCUGAUGAGACUGCCCAAGUCCGGCACGGGGGUCGCCCCGCGGAGAGAGGCGAGGAGAGGGGACUCUUACGACAGGAGCAGCUGACCCUGGAGGAGGAGAAAGGAGCGCUUCUCUUACUGCAGCAGAAACUCGACCAGGAGAAUCGCCAAAUACAAAUACUGCAGCGGCAGCAGCAUCAUCACCACGACCACCGGCAGCAGCGCCUGCAUCAUCAGACACAGACGCACACCACCACACAAACGGCAGUAACAGCGCCACUCCCCACCACCACGAGGCCGCCGCCCCCCACAAGACCGCCGCCCAUCCCUGUGACGGCCCGUACCCCGGCCCGCAAGGCCCCACCCAAGAGGAGAAUGCGCAAGAACCGAAACAGGAUAAGCAAGGCUGCGAUGCGAGCUAUGCUGAUGUAGAGCCAACACACAGAUGCGCGCACACACACACACACACACGCACUCCGUAUACACACACACACACACAGGUGAGAGGCCUGGACGCUUCCUUAGCCUGGUGUAAUCACUCAUAAUGGCAGUCAUGAAUUACCCUCGGGUGUGACUGCGCAAGCUUUUAGGCUGAACACAGCCGGCAGAUUGCUUAGCCUCUGAUAGAUCCGAUGCCUCUCUCCCUCAUUUCCCCUCUGUCGUCCACAUUACAGCCUGGCCUCAUUUUUCCUCUCUGCCAUCCCGAGGGGUGGCGGGGGGGCGGACAUUAGGGCGGUGCGUAUCCCACGGGGAGGGGAGAGGGGGGCAUUAGGCCAGUAUCAAAGUUCGUCCUCAUGGGUAAUCAUUUCAUUUUUUUCCUUGUGGGUUUGUUCUGUCAUAUGCAGCAUGCGGCUGACAGCGCCAGUAAUAAUAUUAAUAUGAAGGCGUGAGCUCCACCAAAAAAGGAUAAGCCAGACUUUUUAGCAUUCCUCUGAAAAUGCAGGGCGGCAGCACCCUGAUUCCAUGCAACCGAGUUGCACAGGAACUACAACUCCCAUCAGCCUCUUGGGAGGCAGAGUGCAAAGUGCAUCCCUGUGAACUCUGGGAGCUGGGCCAUGAGAAUGGCACAUUGGCACUGGGGAAAGAACCCAUGAGAGAGCAAAGCGCCUCCUUCCUUCAAAGGAUUUCAUCAGAGGAAUGAAAGUCAACUCUCAGCGGAGAGAGCAAAGAAGCUUUGAUUCGAAGCCCUUUGAAGUCCAGCACAAGCAGCCAUUUCCCUGUUUCCUUCCCUCUACUCGCUAAUGGCCGAUUGAUCCUGUUAAAAAUAAUGGCAGUUAGUGGAGGCCUGCUCUGCCAGACUUGGAGUGUGGUGUUCCAGUUAGCCUGAAGCGCACAUUCCUUGCAUUGUACAUCCAUUCUAAAAAGGGAAAUGGAGAAAAAAACUUUGGAAAUUUGGAGACAUUUUGGAAAGAUACCAGCCAGCACCAAGGGGUCAUGUCAUGAUCUUUGGGAUCAUAAAAUAAAACUUUCCAAUCCAUGCUACAGUCCCCAGGGAUCCCUUCUCACUGAAACAGUCUGUGAGACUGAGGCAGAUUGCUCCCAGCUGAUGAGUAACUGCCACGGAUCUGCUGAAGGUAUUGGAACUCUAUUUCCCAGAGUUCCUGGAAGUUGCUUGGACAAAAGCACUGGAACUCAGAAGAGGGAGGACAAAAUCCGUAUAAAACACUAGCACAUUAAUGUAAAACCAUAUUCUAUCUUUGAAUAUAUUUAAUUUAAUUUAAUCUAAACACUGGAAUUGCUUCACAAUGUAUAAAGGUUGUGUUCAGGUUGCAUUCUCAUUGAAAACAUCUUAUGAAAAAAUAUGAAUACAAAUAUGAAAAAACUGAAAUAUUAAAAAUAUGAAAAUGCAAGGUGCUAUAGUGGAGUGGGUAAAGAAAAGGGAAGACAUUGUAAAUUACAAAUAUAUCUGUUAUUAACAUUAUUUAUUCAGUACAGCUAGAAUGUGUCCUGUACUAUGCGUUGUGAAAUCUAGACAAUCCUUUCAAAUGUCCUUUUAGAGAAGAGUUGUUGUUCUUGUCUAUUUCUCUGAUUAAAAGGCCAUUGUGCUUGUAGCUGUCCUCAGAAUUGAAACCGCAUAAACCUCUCCCGUCUCUGUCUGUCUGCAGGUAACCUUCGUUAUUUAUUUUCUCCUAUAGCAUUGUUUCGUAGCGUUGUCAGUCAUCUUGGGCAUGAACUGGAGAUCUGGUGGAUCUGUGGUGAUUGGAACCAGUCCUGGAGCCGAGAGCUCAGUGCAUUGCUAGGUUUUAAAAUGUGCUGCUGCUUUGCCAAGCCUGCAGUCCAUGGAGCACACUAAAUAAAAGAAUAAUAACAACAAUAAUAACGGUUAUGAUAAUGAAAAUGUUUUGCUUUUCUAUAGCAUCGUUCAUUCUUUUCCGAACAGCUCUAAAUGCCUUAAAGAGCGCGACUCCUGGGCAAUGCGCUGCAGCCAUUUUCCAGAACAUGUACCACGUGGAGGAGGAGGCGGGGCUUAUUAAGCCAAACAAAGAGUGGGGGGUGGGGGGAUGGGGGUGGGAUUACUAGUGGGACGGAUGAAGAGUUUAUCCAACACAUCCGGAGACUAUUCUGAUAUUAAUGCCUGUGUUUAAGACAGCAUCCAAAAGAAGGUGACUCCUACAGUACAGUGUCCCUAUCGUUGGACAGGGGAAGGGCUUUUGACAAAGGUCUGGUAGGAAGAUUUUACUGAAGCGACCGGCCAGCCAACACUCCUUCUAGCAGCACUGUGUUUUUCUUGGGGGCUGCUCCCAUCCGAAUACUGAUCAAAAUCCCGCUCGACUUCACCUGUCAGGCAGGUGUACUGCCACAGGGAAAAGCCUCUUAGCAGUACUGUCAGGUGUCAGAUGCUGUUACUUAUCUGUUACUUAUCUGGGGCAACAUAGCAGUGUGUAAAAAUCAUAGCCGCUGGUGUGUAAGAAGCCUCCAGAGGUGUAAGUUACGGUGCAUGUAUUUGUCCUGAGCACUUUGGUAUAAUUACGAACCAUACCAUUACAGUCUUGCUUUAACACACGUGCGGAACUUUUUUUGUGCUGGACUUAAAUUUGAAACUCUGAGUUCCCAACAAUGACAUUAGAUUAGCAAAGGGCUGGUUGUGGUUAGUUUGGCCCAGGUUGAUCGGCAUGGCACAUUCAAAUGAGAAGCCAAGAGACAGCAUCACCCGAAUGUGCCUCUUACUAGAGCUAGGAAGAAACACGGACUGUGAAGUGUGUGGCUCUUUCUCCCCAUGGCAUUCAAGCAGCCUCCUUAAUUGAAAAGCAGUUUUAUAUUUUGCAUUCAAUAUUUUUCUGCUGUUUUGAAAAUGCACCAAACCACGGGGUCAAAACCACGGGACACACCGAACCGAGAUUUCUGUGUACCAUGACACCCCUAGAAGGCUUAGGUGCCUUAAUGUUCUGGUCUCCCUGGAUACAGACAUUUAAGAGGCCUAGUUACAAAAGCAGGUGGUCGGGUUCAGUCCAGUGUGCAUUCAACACAAGUAUAUGGUUUGUCUCUCAGGACAAAGCUGAGUGUCAUUUGAGUGACAGAUGGACGUAGACACAGAGGUCAGGAUGCUGUACCGUUGUGUACCUGUGUGUGAGUGCGUGCGUGCGUGUGUGUGCGCACGCAUGUGUGUGUGUGUCCUCUCCACUGUGAAAGGUCACGUUCUGCUGAUGCUGCUGUUGCUUCUUUGUUUUGUUUUUUGUUGCCUGAAACGAAUGCAGAUGCCAGACAGCAGGAUGGGAUGGCUCUUUGGAUGUAACAUUAGCUGAAGUUGCCCUUAAAAUUGAGCUGAUGUGUCCAUUUUAAGCCUGUUAUACCCAAGGACGGGAAAGCUCUGGUUCAGUGCCAGAGCUGGUUAGGAGUUUGUUGGGUGACACUGGGACACCCUUCAGAAUACAGACCGCCCAGAACCCAAAGUAAAAGUGUCUCUCAGCCCGUACUUCCAUGUUUAAAGUGUGCCUGUUGUUCCCUCUCUGACCUGCAAUUAGCUGUUAACAUUUCCAUUGCAAUCUAAUGCAUUGUUCUCAUAAAGGUUGCUUAUAGUGCUGUUUUCAUAUAGGAAUAAAUACAGAAUAAUGUUGAUGAUAA
Molecule: messenger RNA, 7055 nt
Organism: Anguilla rostrata (American eel)
Lineage: Eukaryota; Metazoa; Chordata; Actinopteri; Anguilliformes; Anguillidae
Gene: pdgfbb
Product: platelet-derived growth factor beta polypeptide b
Exons: 10
Coding region: 1914-3425 (503 amino acids)
Biological process (GO): positive regulation of MAP kinase activity; positive regulation of phosphatidylinositol 3-kinase/protein kinase B signal transduction; positive regulation of ERK1 and ERK2 cascade
Cellular component (GO): membrane
Molecular function (GO): growth factor activity; platelet-derived growth factor receptor binding
Source: RefSeq, a predicted model, not a curated record